Molecule: messenger RNA, 651 nt
Organism: Aaosphaeria arxii CBS 175.79
Lineage: Eukaryota; Fungi; Ascomycota; Dothideomycetes; Pleosporales
Exons: 1
Coding region: 17-322 (101 amino acids)
Source: RefSeq, a predicted model, not a curated record
UUGCUAUCUACUCAGAAUGCGAAAAAAGCGAGUUUUAAUUGUAGUUCCUUUUCAUUUAAUUCGCCUACCCUUGAUAUCAAAUAGCGUCGUUCUUUGCCUUAGAAACGUCCACGUUGGAUACGGAGAUUCGCCAGAGGAUGGAGGAUCUGGUUGCCACUUGCAACUCAAGGCAUUCUACGUGAAAAUCGACCUAAAAAUGAAGUCAAUGCAGACAUUAUCUUUCGUGAUUACUGGUUGUUGUUUAGUCAAAAAGAAGUUUCUGUUGCAUGCAUUGCAUAUUUCCCAAUUAGAGCAACUCCACCACCACGUUCACCCACGUUAGUCGUUGUCACGCAGCGAUCCACCCCCACGUAGACUAUCGAUAUAUCCUGUCGAUCCUCAAAAUAAAUCUAGAAGCUUAGAAUAACGCUGAUGCGAACGAUAACAGCGAGAGAAUUUCGCUGACCCUCAUGUUUCGAGAUAGGGUCUACGCGGCCGGGCGAGAGGCCUCAACGUCUCUGCUCAUGAGCACAACGUCUAGUUACUGCAUACGGUCAGAAUCAGCAAUGAUCUUACCAGAAUUAAUCAUUGAGAUAUCUGGAACGUCCGUGUGUGAUUACUUCUCUGCUAUCCAAGAGGAAAAAAAUUCGUUCGGAAGGUGGUGGAAGAUGA